Molecule: messenger RNA, 641 nt
Organism: Loa loa (African eye worm)
Lineage: Eukaryota; Metazoa; Nematoda; Chromadorea; Rhabditida; Onchocercidae
Product: NADH:ubiquinone oxidoreductase 17.2 kDa subunit family protein
Exons: 3
Coding region: 90-539 (149 amino acids)
Biological process (GO): mitochondrial respiratory chain complex I assembly
Cellular component (GO): membrane
Source: RefSeq, a predicted model, not a curated record
GCGUAUGCUGACUAUUCAAAUCAGUAAAUCUACCAAGAUAAACAUCAUGUAUUGUAUAUUUUUCGAGAUAUUACGGGAAUAGAGUAUUAAUGACUCGUCGUCCGGGUGUGCUAACAUUCAUUUGGCGUAAUUUUUUGGAUUCGUUUGAUCGGAAACGAUUCCAGAAAACUUUUGUUGGCAGUGAUGAAGAAGGCAACAGAUACUACGAAUUAACCAAAUCCAAAAGAAUUGUUAACAGAGGUUUCAUACCGGCAGUCAAUUCAUCCGAAGUACCAUCACCAGAAUGGCUAACAUGGCUACGAGGGUUACGGAAAUUACCACCGACACAAGAAGAAAUUUUAGCGAAUCGACAAACAAGUGAAGAGAUGGCAGAGAAGGUGGAGAAAUUAGAACGGAAUAGGAGGAGCGAAAUUCCGGCUAGUGAAUCGAAAAAGAUGCCUUACAUAGAAUCGACAACGAUAUCCGACGAUUUCGAUUCACAACCGAGAAGUUUUCCACGUUAUGCGGACUAUGAUAAAAAACAGCUGGAAAUGACAUGAUCGUAUUUUUUUUCCUUGAAAUUUUUGUUCGGAAGGCUUGUUUGAGCUAGCUGUUCUAGAAUAUAAAUCUAAAUUAUAAUUUAAGUUAUAAAUGAUUCGCAC